GCCCGGCCAGUGCCCGUCUUGAUCACGCAAAAAAAAGAAGUGUAUUAUAAAGAGGAGAGAGAAUGGAUCAGGACAAGGAAAGAAGAGAGUGCGAAGGCGCCGUGUCGAUUGACGGAGGAGAGGAGUAAGAAUAUGAUCAUUGGAGAGGAAGGGUCGCUUACUGAAAAGGAGGUGGACUUCCUUGUCAGUGUCAUGAAGAAAACUCAUCUGGCUUAUGCCUUUGAUGAUGAUGAGCGAGGGAGGCUUGACGUUGACAUGAUUCCGAUGAUCAGGAUUCAUACGGUACCUCACGAGCCAUGGAACAUACGGGGUCCGCGUUAUCCGAAUCCGGAUGAUCAUCGCAGAGUUGUUGAAUAUUUGGACGGCAAAAUUCGGACAAAAGUCGCGGAUUACUCAUAUGGACCAUAUGCGUCCCCUUGGUUUUGUUUCAUCAAGCCAAGUGGCAUAUUGCGUUGGGUGCAGAACUUGCAGAGGCUGAACUCAGUGACGGUUCGUGAUGCAAGAGGACUUCCGCAUGCCGAUCAGUUGUCGGAAUCAUGCGCAGGCAGGCCUAUCAUCACUCUCAUUGACUUGUACUCAGGAUAUGAUCAAUUCCCUCUCUACACGGCAGACAGGCCGAUGACGGCCAUGCAUACGCCGAGGGGAUUAAUUCAUAUGUGUGCGGCGCCUCAAGGCUGGACGAACGCCGUAGCGAUUGUUCAGAGAUAUAUGAUGAGAGUCAUGCAGCCGUUUUGUCCGGACGUGACCUCACCUUAUAUCGAUGAUCUGGCCAUACCUGGGCCACGUGUCAAGGACGAGACGGAGAUGCUGCCAGGCGUUCAAAAGGUUGUUUGGGAGCACGUUCGCAACGUGGAGAAGGUCAUGUCCAAGUUAAAGGAGUACAACCUCACCGCCAGCGAUGUCAAAUCUCGGCAUUGUAUGUGCGAGGCGACUAUCUUGGGCUUCUUGUGCGAUGAGAAGGGUUGUCGGCCAGAUUCCAAGAAGACAAACAAGAUUCUGGAAUGGCCGACUUCGCUUAAGUCCAUCACUGAUGUGCGCAAUUUCUUGGGGACUUGCGGAUUCUGGCGUAUCUUCAUUCGCAAGUUCGCAGCAAGGGUGGAGCACCUACGAAAGUUGGUGCGUAAAAAUCAGGAAUGGGAAUGGGGUCCAAAGCAACAGGCGGCUGUCGACGACAUCAAGGCACAAUUCCGAGAAGGAGGAUUGAUCCUGGGGGUUCCGUGCUUUGACAAUGACUCGAAUUGGCCCUUUGUGGUUGAAACGGAUGCAGGCCCCACAGCAUUGGGUGGUGUCCUCAUCCAAAAGGAUGGAGAAGGGCGAGAAAGGUCAUUGAGAUUUGAGAUUUGAACGCUGAAUGAGGCGGAAAGGAAAUAUUCCCAAUUUAAGAA
This is a messenger RNA of Chara braunii, 1385 nucleotides long. Lineage: Eukaryota; Viridiplantae; Streptophyta; Charophyceae; Charales; Characeae. The record is from the annotation of a GenBank genome assembly.